AUGGUGGCAAUGGGAAGGCAGGAAGAGCGAUGCCAAAUAAUUGCGUGCCGCAAGGGGCAGGAUGUCUCCACCGGCAGAAAGUUCAUCCUCAAGUCUGGGGAUGUCGUGCGAAUUGGCCGCGGCAACGACAAUGAGGUGAUCUUGGACUAUGAGGGUGUUUCCAAACACCACGCUGAGAUCUUUAUGCGGCAGAAACUUCCAGAAGAGGUCAUCCUUGGUUCGGAUCUCAAGAUGACUGGUCUUUUGUCGAUCCGUGACCUCAACUCCAGGAACGGGCUGUCCAUUCAUAAAUCACCGACGGAGCAGGACGUCGUCCCAACGAUUGGCGCAUUCGACCGCAUCGUGCCCGGAAACGUACAGGCUGUGCAGGAUGGCUGGAGUGUUCUUGUCCCUGCAAAGAGCCGUCAUCAAGACAAGCAGAUGUCGGUCGAGCAGCGCCUCCUGACGCUGUAUGUGAGCUCCGUGAUGGUGGAUGUGCCGGUGCCAGCCCCCGUGCGGGAGCCUCCCCCAAUACUCGCUCCACCAUCACCAAGACCACCAGCUCAGGUGACACCUGCUCCUUUCGUGCCGCCGGCGGCAGACCCGGAAGUGGCAAAGGCGAAACCCAAGAAAAAGAAGAAGCCCAAGGAAGAUGAACGUCCUGCGGCACGCCCUAAAUCUCGGCCAGAAGGGCUGGCUACAGUCUCUGGCGAGGCCUGGCCACCGGCUCUGCCACGUGAUGAAAGUGAUGGCUCGGAUGGAGGCCAAGACAUUCCCCCACCAAAGGCCUCCAAGGGAUCGGCAGGGCCUGGCCAGCGCCCGUUGACGUCCCCUCGACCAGAGCGUCGGCGCUCAGACAAGGUAGAAGUCUCCAGUGAUGAGGAAGGCCCUGCUCUACGCUUGACGCAGGCGAAUGUGGCGAAGGUGUCAGCAGCUGCUGCGGUGGCCGUGGGUGUUUCGGAGCCCGGUGACGUGGAUCCAGACUUACGCAGUAUCUCUCCGAUUUCUACGCCGGGAGUCUUCCCCUGGCAAGCCGGGAAGAAGGCCAAAAAGAAGCCCAGGGCUGAGUCCCCGUGCAGCGCAGAGGCUCAGGUCCGCAAGAAGCGCAAGGGAGAGACGGGCAAGACCACCAAGGCGUCCAAGAAGCUGGUGCUGACGGCACCAGGCCAAGGCAUGCAAUGGGAUCCGUACAUGAUGCCGCGAGCAGCGGAACCGUGCGAAGCUGAGACCUGA
Symbiodinium natans is the source of this 1212-nucleotide messenger RNA. NCBI's taxonomy places the organism in Eukaryota, Dinophyceae, Suessiales, Symbiodiniaceae. The record is from the annotation of a GenBank genome assembly.